AUGGAUGUAACAGAAGAACAGUUAUAUUUAUUUAAAGAAGAGUCUGAUUAUAGACCACUUCUCCAAUGCAACAACCAAGACAGCAAUGUUCAAAUACGUCUAAGUUUAAAUCCAGGUGAUUAUCGGACCUCCCGCAAUAUUACUCUCGUAUUUAAAUUAAAGAUGGAGAGGAAUGGGAUGGACAGAGAAAAAGAAUAUGAGAUAGAGACAGAAAGAGGACAUGGAAGGGCGCAAAAGGGAAAGAAUGAAGAAAAGCAGCAGUUUUUUACUUGGAAUGUGAAAGGGAAGGUUUCGCACAAAACGAGACAGGAAAAAAGACAUGAGGCCAGUAUCUAUAAGGCACUAAAUAGAGCCACAAAAGAUCUCGAGAAAGUCUCGGCAAAUAUCCCACCAUGGAUCAGAUCUGAAGAAUAUAAUAUUGUAUGGAUCGAGAAAGUCCUACAGAGAGGAAAGACGGCUCGAUUCUACAAACCACACAGAAAGACAGAGAAAGAGGAAGAAGGAAGGAAGGAAGGAAGGAAGGAAGGAAGGAAGGAAGGAAGGGAGGAAGGAAGGAAGGAAAGAAAGAAGGAAGAGAAGGGAGUGAAGCGCAAAAGUGACAAAAGUUAUCGAUAUAAAACGAAAAUUCAAAUAAAGAAAAUGAAUGGAGAAGAAACUGAUGACACUCAUCCUAAACGUACCAUUUAG
Molecule: messenger RNA, 687 nt
Organism: Loa loa (African eye worm)
Lineage: Eukaryota; Metazoa; Nematoda; Chromadorea; Rhabditida; Onchocercidae
Exons: 5
Coding region: 1-687 (228 amino acids)
Source: RefSeq, a predicted model, not a curated record